Molecule: messenger RNA, 3379 nt
Organism: Closterium sp. NIES-67
Lineage: Eukaryota; Viridiplantae; Streptophyta; Zygnematophyceae; Desmidiales; Closteriaceae
Source: the annotation of a GenBank genome assembly
CCUUUCUUCACCGUCCGCCCAACCCUGAGGAACUAAUUCAUCAAUUCAUCAGCGAUAGCGCCGUACUGAACUAGGUACGAACGUUAGAAGCACGCCUGACUCGACCUCACGCGGCAGCGAGGCAGCAAGGAAGUCGAAGCCUCUCGUGAGCCGCAGUCGGCCUUCUGUGGCACGAUUCGUUUCUCGUUCCUCGAGUAGCAUUUUAGCCAAGCAGAAUCCGCGUGUCGGUCGAGCUCCAAUGCUGUUCAGAGUUAAGAGUCGAGCGUUUUCACUCGUUAGCAGGAUUGGAUAGCGUUGCCAUCGAUUAGACUACCAGCUGAAUGUGCAGAACAACCUAGAUUUCACACCUGUGAGUCUUCUCCUACCUCUCCUCAGAGGCAGCCUGGCAGCUAACAUAUCAUUCACUCCCUCAGUGCCGUAGCGUUGCAAUCGUGAUCAGCCACGCUCGCCCCACACACGCAUAGGUCCUACCAGGAGCCAAAAUUCUGGUAACUCGCGGGAAAAAAAGGCAGCACUACACUCUCUCGGCUUCUCUUCUAACCAUUAGCCGCCGUUGCCAUAGCGGGUCGACCAUCGGCCAUGGCAAACACCAAGCUCCAACUUUCGCCAUUUCGUGGAAGACCUCUCGCCAUGGGAACGCGUCUUCUGAACCUGCUGGUUACCACUGCUCUCCUCCUCAGCCUCGUCAGCCUCGUCAGCGUCAUCGCUCCAGCUGACGCGCAUGCUAGGCCUCUAAAGGACGCGUCGCGCUUAGAUAGUGGGCGCAGGGGGCUGCGACGGCUAAGCGAGCAGGAACGGUUGAGAAUGGCGAGAGGGAGCGGAGGAGCCAGCGUGGCUGCUGCUGUGGCUGCAGCCGCUGCUGCUGCGACGUCGUCGUCGUUUGCGUCGCCCAGAGAGUCGUCGCAUGAGGGCCGACUGCUGGCAGAGGCGGCAGCGGGAGGAACGGCCGUGAUGAAGCUCUCGUCGCCCUACGUCUACGGGCGCUUCUACACGACAUUGACCCUGGGGACGCCGGCGCGCGAGUUCUACGUGCUACUGGACACCGUCUCGAGCCUCUCGUGGGUCUACUGCGACUGCGUCCAGUGCCCCACCUCGCCGCCCGUCACCGACCCCACGAAGCCGCGCGCGUUCUUCAACUCGUCCGCCUCCGCGACCGCGUCCGCGCUGGCCUGCAACAGCAGCGCGUGUGCGGCGUUCCCGAUGGCGGCGUGCGGUGCUGCGACGGCGCUGGGGGCGGCGCAGACGUACUCGUCCGCGGGCGCGUGCGAAUACUCGACGGCGGACACGGCGGGGGACGUGCUGGCGGACGUGAUGCCCCUCACCAACGCGGAGCGCGUCACGUCUUCUCCCACCGUCGCCUUCGGGUGCGCGCGGGUCAGCGCGCAGGCGGGAGGCAGCGACAUAUUCUCGGAGGUGGACGGCGCGCUGGGGCUGGGCACGCAGCCCUACUCGCUGCUCGCGCAACUCUCCGCGCCCCCCGCCAACGCCACCGCUGCCCCCGCCACCGUCGUGGCAUCGUCAUCGGCGGGGGGGUUGGUGGCGGCGGUGUGGUCGCUGUGCUUCGACAGUGUGGCGAACUCGGGCGUGCUGGUGCUGGGUAGCAUGACGCCGCCCGCUAACAUGGUCACCACGGCCUUCGAGACCGCAGCGGACGACUCCAGCUACUACCUGCCAGUGUGGCGCAUGCGCGUGGGCGGAACAGAGGUGCCGGGGAGCAAGACGCUGAGCCGGCACAGCGGAGCGGGGCAGGGCGGCAGCAGCGGCGGGGCGGCGUUCAAGGGAGGAGUGGUGAUCGACUCGGACAUCACGUACACGGCGCUCAGGAGCGACGUGUUCCUCAGAGUCGUGAAGAUGGUGUUUGCUGACCCGCGGCUAGUGCGGCAGGACACGGGGGGCGAAGUGUGUGUGUUCGUCAAGGCCAGCGACACGAGCAUGGUGUUGUUUCCGCCCGUCUUCCUGGACUUCGCGGAGGGGUCGUACGAGGUCACCUUCAACAACUACCUCAUGAUGAAUGAUGCGAGUGAGGCGGGGGCAACGCUGUGCCUGACAGCGUAUGCGCUCUCAAAUGACCGCGUGCACGAUGCUCACAUCGGCACGCUGUGGCUGCGCGACCAGUUCAUUCAGUUCAACCUGCCCAACAGGACCGUCAGCUUCGCCCCCCUCAACUGCACGUCAGGCAAGCCAGUGACAGCAGCACCGCAGCCACCUCCCACCACAAGCACCCCAAUCGACGCCAGCGCCAGCGCCCCUACACCUAUACCAGCACCAGCCACUCCCUCCGCCACCCCAACCGCUGCCCCUCCUUCCUCCCGAGCCCCUGCCCCCGCCUCCACUUCCUCCCCACCCGCCGCCCCUUCCUCUACCCCACCCCCCAACAAAAACCCCUCAAAUAACACCAAAGAGAACCGUACCCUCCCACACACAGGCACUGGCACAGGGAAGCCCGCUCCCGGUCCGUCUCCUCACCCUGCUCCUCCUUCGGCUGCAGCGCCCAGCCUUGCUGAGUCUGAAAAGGGCCCUAAAAAAACCGCUGCGGCUGAAGCGCCUAGUGGAGCGUCUUCUAAAGGGGAUGGGAAGCAGGAGCCAGGGGGUAAAGAGGGUGUGGCUCCCAGCGGGGCUACUGGGGGGGGGUUGGGAGGGAAGGAUGGGGAGGUGCUGGGGUUGGGCGUGGAUGCAGGGAGUGUGGAGGGGAUCAGCAGUGGUGGGGGCAAGAUGGUGGAUGGGAAUGCGACGGCGCUUAGCCCGCCUCCCGCUGAGAGCAAGAAGAAGAGCGGCUCGCCCUCUGCAAGCGCUCCUUCCCGGGGAUCCCUUGCUAUUUCAGUGGUCCUCUCCCUCGCUGUGUUGCUCCUCCUCCGACAACCGCUGCACUACUGACUGCCCAACCAUAGACAGAUGGCCAGGCAUGCCAAGGCCGACGCAGUUGUCAUGCCAACUCCCGCAAACGCACACACACACAACACACACACACACAACACACACACACACAACACACACACACACAACACACACACACACAACACACACACACACAACACACACACACACAACACACACACACACACACACACACACACACACACACACACACACACACACACAAAAACACAUACACACACCCCGUAACGAGGCCGCCUGUGUACGGUGCUCACCUGACCAGGAUUGGCUGGAUCUGGUGUGGCGAGCUGUGUGGGAUGCUGCAAGCACACUGCUGCAUGUGCGCCUGAGUUAGGGUAGGGCCGAGGGAGUUGGACGGAUGGCUAAUUGUGGCUAAUUGAGGCUAAUUGUGGAAUACGUAGUCUGAUCCAGGUGCAGUCUGCAUGCACCUACAGCAGUAAUAUAUAUGGCACCACGUUUGUUCCAAUGUCCACUGAACCCCCUC